AUGGCUGAGCUGCACCGCACGGAGUCCACGCUGAUGGCGCUAGAUGAGGAGAAGCUGUGGGAGCUGCUGGACAGUCACCGCUGCAGGAUCGUGGGCAGUGUGUGCCCCAGCCGCCUCACGCCCUACCUACGCCAGGCCCGGGUGCUGGGCCAGCUGGACGAGGAGGAGGUGCUGCACUGCCCGCGGUUCACCAACACCGCCAUGCGAACCGGGCACCUGCUGGACCUGCUGAAGGCCCGCGGGAAGGACGGGGCAGUCGCCUUCCUGGAGAGCCUCAAGCUCCACAAUCCCGACGUGUACACGCUGGUCACAGGGCUGCAGGCCUCCGUGGACAUCAGCACCUUUGGCGGGCUCAUUGAGACGUCCAAGCUGACCGAGUGCCUGGCCGGGGCCAUCGGCAGCCUGCAGGAGGAGCUGGGCCAGGAGCAGCGGCAGAAGGCAGUGCUCCGUGAACAGUGUCGGCAGCUGCAGGAGCGCCUGGGCCUGGCCGAGGCCCGCGUGACUAGCCUGAGUGCCCUGGAGGCUGACCACAGCCGCAUGAAGCGCGAGGUCAGCACUCACUUCCAUGAGGUGUUGAAGCUCAAGGACGAGCUGCUCAGCCUCUCCCUGCGCUACAGCAAUGCCCUGCAGGAGAAGGAGCUGGCCACCACACGCUGCCGUGGUCUGCAGGAGGAGCUAUACCUGGUGAAGCAGGAGCUGCAGCGCGCGCGGGCCACCUCCUCCUGCGAGCUGGAAUUUCGAGCACGGUCCCUGGAGAUGGCCAGCAGCCUGGGGUCAGAAGAGGAGGAGCUGGUCCGUCUGAAGGAGGAAAAUGAGAGGCUCCGGUCACUGACAUUCAGUGUGGUGGAGAAGGACAUCCUGGAGCAGAGCCUGGAUGAGGCCCGGGAGAGCAAGCAGGAGCUGGUUGACAGAAUCCACUCGCUGAGGGCUCGGGCCGCCGCUGCGGAGAGACAACGCAAGCAGUACUGGGAGGAGAAGGAGAAGACGCUACUCCAGUUCCAGAAAACCAAGGUGGACUGUGAGAUGUACAAAGAGAAGAUGAGCGCCCUGCAGAGCCAGGUGGUGGAGCUGCGCAGCGAGCGUGAUCAGGCGUACGCCGCGAGGGACGGGGCGCAGGAAGAAAUCUCGCAGCGGCUGGUGGAGAAGGACUCGCUGCGCAGAAAACUCUACGAGCUGACGGAAGAGGUCUGCGAGCUGCGCAAACAGCUGCGCAAACUGCGGGACGCGGACUCCUCAAGCACAAGCGGGGCUGAGCUGGAUGCCGGGCCCCAGGAGCUAGGGGCGAGGGGCAAGCAGCGGCUGGUGCGGAUGUAUGCCAUCUGGCCAAAGGAGGACGGUGACUACAGUGACACCCUCAGCUGCCCCCAGUUCAGGUCCGACCUGAAUGCUAUGUCCAGCUUCCGCUCCAGCAGCCCUGUGCCGCCCAGCCAGCAGUCUCUGUACAAGCGGACUACAGAAGACCUCCUGGACGAGCCCUGUUCUUUAAGCCUUCCAGAAACCCUGGAUGCAGAGCUGAGAGCCUCCCCUGUGGACGAGGUGGGAGAAGUGGAUCUGGACUAUGAGAUCGUAGACAAGGCUGGCCUUCCCGAGGCUGACGGCAGCCUGCAGCCCUGCUCUGGCCUCUACAUCUCUGACAGCAGCGCGCCUGUGCGGCGGCGGCCAGCUUUAAGGCUCCUCAGCCAGGUCACGUCGCUGACCUUCCAGGGCCGCUCACUCCUGGAGCAGCUCAGCGUCAUCGGGGGGAACCACACGGGCAUCUUCAUCCACCGGGUGACCCCCGGCUCAGCGGCUGACGAGAUGGCUCUGCGCCCCGGCACCCAGAUCCUCAUGAUUGAGUACGAGGGGACGGAGCCACUGCUCAAGGCUGUGCUGGAGGACACGACCCUGGAGCAGGCCGUCGGGCUCCUGGAGCGGGUGGACGGCUUCUGCCGCCUGUCAGUGAAGGUCAACAUGGAGGGGUACAAGAAGCUGGUUCAAGACCUGGAGGCCAAGGCGGCCACCUCGGGGGACUCCUUCUACAUCCGGGUCAACCUGGCCAUGGAGGGCCGAGGGGCAGGGGAGCUGCAGGUGCACUGCAAUGAGGUCCUGCAUGUGACCGACACGCUGUUCCAAGGCCAGAGGCGCUGGCACGCCCACCGCGUCAACCCCUACACCAUGAGGGACACCGACCAUGGAGCCAUCCCCAACUACGCACAGGCCCAGCAGCUGCUCAUUGCCACCAUCCAGGACAUGGCCCAGCAGAGCUCAGUCACCCGCAAGUCCUCCGGGGGCCCCCAGAAGCUGGUCCGGAUUGUCAGCCUGGACAAGGCCAAGGCCAGCCCUCUGUGCUCAUACUCAGAUGGGGGCCAAUCAGACCCCAGCAAGCUGGAAGACUGCCCUGCUGUGUGUUUCUGGGCAGAGAGCUGCUUCACCCUGGUGCCCUACACCCUGGUGCACCCCCACAGGCCCUCACAGCCCCGGCCUGUGCUCUUUGUGCCCAGGGUGGUCGGCAAGGUCCUGAUGGAGAAGCUGUGUCUCCUCAGAGGAUUUGAGAAAUGUCCAGCAGAGUACUUGAGCCACGAGGAGUACGAUGCCCGCAGCCAGCGAGGGGACAUUGUCCAGGGGCCAGGGGUGUCCGGGAGCCGCUGCUGGGUGACCCGCCAGGCUGUGGAGGCACUCAUGGAGAAGAACAUCCAUGGCCUCCUGGACGUGGGACUGGCCGCUGUCCGCACCCUGCACAGCCAGGACAUCUUCCCCAUCAUCCUCCACGUCCCCACCAACGAGAAGACCGCCAAGAGGCUCAAGAAGGCCCUACAGAAGCUCGGUGUCUCCGAGGAACAGCUGCUGGAGGCGGCCCGCCGUGAGGAGGCGGACCUGGACACGGUGCCCAGUCUCUACAGCAGCCUGGCCCCUGACGGCUGGAGUGACCUGGAUGCCCUGCUUGGGUGUGUCCAUGCGGCCAUCACGGAUGCACAGAAGAAGAUUGUGUGGACGGAGCAGAAGCCCCGGUGA
Elephantulus edwardii (Cape elephant shrew) is the source of this 2991-nucleotide messenger RNA. RefSeq names its product caspase recruitment domain family, member 14 (gene CARD14). Gene Ontology annotation, molecular function: protein binding. Gene Ontology annotation, biological process: regulation of apoptotic process. The transcript is spliced from 20 exons. The record is from RefSeq and is a predicted model, not a curated record. NCBI's taxonomy places the organism in Eukaryota, Metazoa, Chordata, Mammalia, Macroscelidea, Macroscelididae. The coding region runs from base 1 to 2991 and encodes 996 amino acids.